UAGUGCGAUCGUUUCGUGGCCAGAGAGAGAGAGAGGGGGAGAGAGAGAGAGAGCAGAGCUUGAACUGACCGGCCGGUGCAGUACAAAUAAAAAUUAUACGAGCAAUCAUGUGGUUGCUGCCGCUGAUCUGCUUCGUCUUGGCCUUGCUGCUCGCCGCCGGCGCCAGCGGUGGUGGUGGUGCCGCGGCUGGAGGAGGAAAUGGCGGCGGCGGCGAGCGGCGUGGGGUAUACGUGGUGUACUUGGGCGCCGUGCCACCGCGGACCUCGCCCAACAUCCUCCAGCAGACCCAUCUCCGCCUCAUCGGCGCCGUGCUCAAAAGGGGGCAGCCAGUGGAGAGCGUGGUGGUGCAGCAGUACAAGUACGCCUUCUCCGGCUUCGCCGCGCGGCUGUCAGCGGCGGAGGCCGCCGCGCUCCGCCGGAAGCCCGGCGUCGUCUCCGUCUUCGCCGACCCUGUCUACCACCUCCACACCACCAGGUCAUGGGACUUCCUCCAGCAGCAGACGACGGCCGCCGUCGACGUCAAGACUGGCGGCUCCGCCCACCGCCGCCGCCGCUCGCCCCGCGCCCGCGCCGCCGCAGCAUCAGCGUCGACGUCGUCGUCCCCGACGGCCGACACCAUCAUCGGCCUCCUCGACUCCGGCGUCUGGCCCGAGUCCCCGAGCUUCGACGACGCCGGCUUUGGCCCUGUCCCCGCCAGGUGGAAGGGCGUCUGCAUGGCCGGCGAUGACUUCAACUCCUCCAGCUGCAACCGGAAGCUGAUAGGAGCAAGGUACUACGAUGUCGGCGGCGAGGCGAAGCGGCAGUCAGCACGGAGCAGCGGGAGCUCGCCGCGGGACGAGGCCGGGCACGGGACGCACACCUCGUCGACGGCGGCCGGGAACGCGGUCACCGGUGCGUCGUACUACGGCCUCGCGGCGGGGACGGCCAAGGGCGGGUCGGCGUCGUCGAGGGUGGCCAUGUACCGCGUCUGCUCCGGGGAGGGGUGCGCCGGGUCGGCCAUCCUCGCCGGGUUCGACGACGCCGUCGCCGACGGCGUCGACGUCAUCUCCGUCUCCCUCGGCGCGUCGCCCUACUUCCGCCCGGACUUCUCCGACGACCCCAUCGCCAUCGGCUCGUUCCACGCCGUGGCCAAGGGCAUCAUGGUCGUCUGCUCCGCCGGCAACGCAGGGCCGGACGCCGCCACCGUCGUGAACGCGGCGCCGUGGAUCCUUACCGUCGCGGCGAGCACGAUCGACCGCUACUUCCAAUCGGACGUCGUGCUCGGCGGCAACAACACCGCUGUCAAGGGUGGAGCUAUAAACUUCUCCAACUUGAACAAAUCACCAAAAUAUCCAUUGAUCACCGGUGAAUCAGCCAAGUCCAGCUCAGUUUCUGAUACCGAGUCAGCAAGUCACUGUGAGCCGGGGACGCUGGAUGCGAGCAAGAUAAAAGGGAAGAUCGUGCUGUGUCACCACUCGCGGAACAGCGACACGCCCAAGACGGAGAAGGUCGGGGAGCUCAAGAGCGCCGGCGCGGUUGGCGCCGUCCUCGUCGACGACCUUGAGAAGGCCGUCGCCACCGCCUACAUCGACUUCCCUGUCACGGAGAUCACCUCCAACGCCGCCGCCGACAUUCACAAGUAUAUCUCCUCCACCAGUGAGCCUGUCGUGACCAUCACGCCGACGAUCACCGUGACGGAGUACAAGCCGGCGCCGGUGGUCGCCUACUUCUCCUCGAGAGGCCCGUCGCCGCAGACGCCCAACAUCCUCAAGCCGGACGUGGCGGCGCCGGGGGUGAACAUCCUGGCGUCAUGGAUCCCGACGUCGACGCUCCCGGCCGGCGAGGAGAAGCCGUCGCAGUUCAACCUCGUGUCGGGGACGUCCAUGGCCUGCCCGCACGUGGCCGGGGCGGCGGCCGCCGUCAGGGCGUGGAACCCGGCGUGGAGCCCUGCGGCGAUCCGGUCGGCGAUCAUGACGACGGCGGCCCAGCUGAACAACGACGGGGCGGCCGUGACGACCGACUCGGGGUCGCCGGCGACGCCGUACGACCACGGCGCGGGCCAGGUGAACCCGGCCGCCGCGCUGGACGCCGGGCUGGUGUACGAGCUCGGCGAGGAGGACUACCUCCAGUUCCUCUGCGACUACGGCUACGACGCGUCCCAGAUCAAGCUGGUCGCCGCCUCCCUCCCCGGCGGCUUCAGCUGCGGCGCCGGCGGCAACGCCAGCGACAGCAAGGACCUCAUCUCCGGCCUCAACUACCCGUCGAUCGCCGUCACGGGGCUCGGCAAGGCCGGCGGCACCAGGACGGUGAGCCGCGUCGUCACCAACGUCGGCGCGCAGCAGGAGGCGACCUACACCGUCGCCGUCGCGGCGCCGGCCGGCCUGGACGUGAAGGUGGUGCCCGGCAAGCUGGAGUUCACUAAGAGCGUGAAGAAGCUGGGUUUCCAGGUGUCCUUCUCCGGCAAGAACGCCGCGGCGGCGGCCAAAGGGGACCUGUUUGGGUCAAUAACGUGGUCGGAUGGAAAGCAUACAGUUCGUAGCCCAUUCGUUGUCACCAUCUGAGAGUGAGAUCACACACAUCAGUGUGCAAGAGAGAGCACUUGUGUAUUUCUAAUGAAAUAUGGGACUGUCUAGAUGACAUAUGACAGAAAAACAUCUCACAAAUCAUACAAAUUCUAGACCGUUGGACCAUUUUAAGAUUUC
Messenger RNA from Oryza sativa Japonica Group (Japanese rice), 2681 nucleotides. RefSeq names its product CO(2)-response secreted protease. Lineage: Eukaryota; Viridiplantae; Streptophyta; Magnoliopsida; Poales; Poaceae. Gene Ontology annotation, molecular function: serine-type endopeptidase activity. The record is from RefSeq and is a predicted model, not a curated record. Gene Ontology annotation, biological process: proteolysis.